AUGUUCCCGAUUACUUGCAAUGCAAUCGGCGACAUCAUCGCAGUCGUCCAGCUCAUUCGCGAUAUUGUUGUGGCGCUCGACGAUGCGCGCGGCGCUGCUGAAGAGUACAAGCAGUUCACCCGCGUUCUUUCCGCCCUCGGUACCGUCAUGGGCGAAGUCUACGAUCUUGCCAAAGCCUCGUGCAAUGAGAUCUUGAAGCAAGCCGUACUUGAGGAGGUCCAACUAUGUUGCAUCGACAUCAACAAUGCGCACAAGAGCAUCUCCGGCUAUGGAAAGCUCGAGAAGAUCGCCGCUCGCUCGACUCGCAAUACUACGCGCGGCGUCUUCCUGAAGCUUCAAUGGCAUCUUUUGCGGGCUUCCGAUGCGGCCAAGUAUGCGCAACGUUUCGAUGAUAGCCAUCAGAGGCUCAACUCGUUCAUAUCCUUACUCGGGCAUCAAUCGACGUCUCACUUGCUAGAGGAGCAGCAGCUUCAACUUCGGGCUCUACAGGUCCAGAGCCGGGCACUUCGCGAGUCUACCAAAAAGAUCGGGGAUGUAGCUCUCUCUGCCUUGGGACAGGUCUCGUCGAUGUCGCGUCAACAAAUCGUCGAACAGACUAUUUCUCGCCCGUUCUUUGCCGUGCCACACGAUCGACGAGUCGCGUCUCGGGUCCGACGCGUCGCUGACAUGAUCUUCGACUCGCUCGCUCCUGAUACUCCACGAGAUCGGCGGGAUCGAUUCUUGUCUCUGCUUGCGCCGUUCUUCGUCGCAGGCGCUGCAUUUGUCGUCCAUAACAACGUAGGCUUACAAUGGCAGGCCACGGGCCUCUGGUCCGCGAUCUGUGCGCUCGUCGCGCAGGUUCUUUGGCUCCAGUCAUCCACGCCUAUGCACCCGGGAUUUGGCCUCGAAAACGGCGUGCUCCUAAUCGGAUUACUAGGAGAGGAGAUUACUGUACCGAGCCACUUCUGCUCUUCGUACGAGUACUUUCACGGCUUCUUAUGCCUCUUCUACUCGAAGAUACCAGGAGCAGUUGACUUUGUCCCUUGCAAGCGUUAUGAGCUAUACAAGGCCGGAACAUCAUGGCUCGUCUCAGAGGAUAACUGGACGGCUUGUAUGCGUCCCGGCAUCUGUAUAGAGAUGGGCUUACUACACAUAUACUACUUUCAAUCCGACGGUCCAAAGUGUCCUUACUGUGACUGGGAGUACAGUACCCGCUCAGAGUCGCAUGAGGUGGUCUGCACAGGUUGCGCCAAGAAAUUUCGACAGACUAGAGUAAACCUCGAGCUGGUUAGAUUGGCUGGCGUGGGCGCAAUAGCCAGCAUCUUUGCAAGACUCCGCGGCACGGAUUGGAGAUCAGCUUUCUCCCAGAUUAAUCUGCCAAUUUCUACCUUGACAACAUCAGCCCAGUAUCUCUCUUAUGUCGAUAUCGACGAGGCCUUAUCGUUUACACGCAGAUGUCGCCGGCUUCAUGUCGUAAGCCAGCAGACCAUAUAUGAUUACGCACCGGAGCAGAUGCAACUGGUGUCGCAGCAGGUUGUGGAUGCUCUGAUCGCCAACCAGGACAUAUUCUCGAGGUCGACCCUCGUUUACGAACUGUUCCGAGCACGCAUUUGGUCUACCAGUGACUGGAACGCCGAGGACACUAUGUACGAAAAACAUCUGCGCGCAGAGACGUCCGUGUACAAUGCCGCAUUGGAAGAGCUCGAGCGAGGUACAAUACUCGGCGGCACGCACAAGAGUGCACCGUUCGAUCAACCAAUGACAGUCGUGCAGCAGCUACUCGCACAGAUGGUUUCGACACUAGAUGCUUUCAUCGAGCAACCAUCAGAAGAGGGCGUGUGCCAGUGGGAGGAUAUAGUCAAGGGCCACUCGGGGGAGUAUCUAUCGCUCGACGAGCGCAAUGCGUUUCAGGAGCUAGUAACAGAACAUGGAACGAUCAGCCAAGACUUCAAGACUGUGUUCGGCUUUGCUGGAAGAUCGCCCUGA
This is a messenger RNA of Peniophora sp. CBMAI 1063, 1965 nucleotides long. Lineage: Eukaryota; Fungi; Basidiomycota; Agaricomycetes; Russulales; Peniophoraceae. The record is from the annotation of a GenBank genome assembly.